This is a messenger RNA of Pocillopora meandrina, 8618 nucleotides long. Lineage: Eukaryota; Metazoa; Cnidaria; Anthozoa; Scleractinia; Pocilloporidae. The record is from the annotation of a GenBank genome assembly.
AUGAAACAUGCAAUCUUCUCUUUUCUACAUUCGCAGUUACUCGAUUUUCGUUCUCUCCGUCUAAUAUUUAGCUCGCAGUGCAGGAGACAAAUGGUUGAAACAGACUGUUCAUCGCAAGGUCAUGAUUGCAUGUGUCGAUGUUUCUCGGGUUCAUGUGGACGGAUUUUAAACUGGAUAAGUGACACUCGACCGUACAUACCCCCAAAAGAUCCCGAGGCGAGGAGAUGGUACGAACGUGGGAAAUGCUCGCGGUUCAACCUCAUGUUUCCGUUUUUAACUUUGCUUCUGGCUUUAGUGGAUACGGCAAUGGAUGUGAGAGUGGCGGUGUCUCAUUAUCGCCGUGGUGAUGACAUCUGGGCUUCGCUCACGCUCGCCUUUGUAAUAAUUUCGGUUGUCAUUAUCGAAAUAGUGUCUGCGAACUGGUAUUUGGAGGAUGAAAAGGGUUAUAAGAAGGAAAUCCUUAAGAAACACGGAUUGGAAAUAAAAAAGUGGCAUUAUUUGUGUCAUUUUAUCCUGUGUGGAACUCUCUUAAGGUAGGGACAGUUUGGUAUAGCUGCCUUAACUCGUAAUGUUUCUUGACCAUCCUUCUGUGUUUUAGUUUUAUAGAAGCAAAUGUUUACCUGUUUAACUCGAUCUGCAGUUAGUACAAACCCCAAAUUUAAAGUAACAUUCUGUAAGUCUAUAGGCUUUUCUUAGGAUAAGUUUAUAGUAUUUAGAAUGAUGUAAUAUCGCAUACAAUUGUGUAAUAAUCACUUUACACAGGAGAUAGAUCCAUUGUCAUAUGACACGAGCUGGUUUUGCAAGGUCACCUGCCGGUUCUUAGAGAAUAUUUUGAAAGUCAUAUACCGUAACACUAACCCUGAGCGAAAAAUUUAUCCAGUAGGGUAAAGAAAGAAACACACCAAAACUCAAACUUCACGCUUUUUCACACAUAAAUUCGUCCAUAUCUUGUGUGAUGUGACUUGCGUAACUGGACGCAAGUUACUUUACUAUCUAACAGAGCGCUAGACACAAAUUAUUAAAUUCAUUUAUUUUUAUCAUCGGCUACUGCAGAUGACAGACCUGACAGAUUCGUUGUGCUGUGUUCUUGGACUAGACACUCGACUCACACAAUAUGUCUCUCAACUUCGGAAUAUAAAUGAUUACACUGUCUCGGGAGCCUGACGAAAUGCAGGGGGGGUUGACGGUGACCUUCCUCGCGGUAGAUUGUCAUCACAUCGGGGAAUGGAAAUGAAACACACUUCGGCUGAAUGGGCCACUCGGCUCAAUUGCAAACAUUUAGAAGCAUAAAUAUUACAAAGUUGUUUUAUCUUUGCAGAUGCUGCCAAAUAUUUAAAACCGUGCGUCUUAUACGACGCAUCAAAGGCCAAACAUCGGAUGAUAAAGAACGUUACCGCCUGUACAUUGCUCAACUGCAAGACGCAAGUACUCUUGGUGUCUUAGAGGCGUUUAUGGAAGAAGCACCUCAGGUGACCCUUUUCAUCCCUAACAUUAGAAUGCAUAUUCUCCAUACUGUCCCUUAUCAGGAGCCCAUUACUUGGCUCCUGCCUUUAUACUUUUCAAAUGGUCCUGACACGGAGACUGUAGCGUUUGAUUCAGAGGGUGACAUUGCAAGGGGAAAUGAUUUUUAGUCAUCCCGAUGUGAGAAGGUUUAAUUUCUGGGAAAUGAUCGCCCCUUGACAUUUUGUAAACUUUGCCCCGUUUACUAGGGAUAGAAUUCUAACGAACUAGACUCAAUCAAACUGUUUUAUUCCACUCUCGUAUUCGCUUAUGUACAACGGGUGUGUAGAAAGCUACUCUGCAAAAUUUGUAAGAAAUCACUCUCUUACACGAUAUUCUCUACAUUGUGAUUGGUUGUUGCUAAGUACUGAUUUAAAAGGUCAUUAAAGGUUGCGUUGAUCAUGUAAACCGAUCAAUGUCUCAAAAUCACAACAGGCGGUGCUUCUAGCUCUUGACAUAAUGUUCACACUCAUCAUCUGACAUGUGUCUGACAAAGUCUCCGACAGACAUAGGAUUGCGUAUCAUCAUCGUUCAAUGCAAAUAAGUGGGAAAAACUUAUUGACAUUCCUACAAUUCUCGGAGGCCUUAGGUUGCAGCCUGAAAAAAGAGUGGCUCUCGCCCUUUUCUACAUCCUUCGGGCUUUCCCCUUGCGCGCGCAUCGGGUUUCCUCGCCUCUCUUCAGGAGAUGAGUCCGCGCUCUUCCACCCCCCCGAGAAGUUCAAAAAAACGAAUCCGAUAAAAUUUUUUCCAGCGUAUACUGAUCUUAAAAACAUAAAGUAAGAUAAAGCUGAUAAGUGCUACAUGUUUUAUGAUAUUUUAACUUCAAAAUCCUCAUCCAACAGCUAAUCUCUUAAUUCUUCCCAUUUUUGUCCAAUAGGUCGCCUUACAAAUUUACAUCUUACUGCGACGAGGGAGCGUAGACUUAGGAUCGUUUGAAGAUCUGAUUGUUGUUCUCAGCAUCCCAAAGUCCCUUGCUCUCUUCGCCUUACACCUUGUGAUCUAUGCACGAUAUCUCAGGGACGGAGAUGAAGAAAGUCCGCAGAUGAGUUGGUGUAGUUUUAGUUCGCUUUUGUAUUUCGUGUGGCGUCUGUUUAUGCUCACAUCCAGGAUCUUAGCUCUCGCUCUGUUUGCUUCUCAUUUCACUCGCUUCGUGUUUGUGGUUGCCGGAAUUCACUUUAUUUUAUCAUACGCCCUGCUAUGGAGACAGAAUUGCGAAUAUUUCGAGGGCGCUCCGAUUAAACAGAAAUUAUUCAGAUGUGCUAUUGCGUAUGUCCAUAUGUUCUGCUUCUUUCCACUGGAAGGCAAAAACACUCGGAAAUGGGGUUAUCCGUAUUACAUAGUGACUUUUAUCGAAAACAGUGCUAUAGUUCUUCUGUGGAACUUUGUGGCCAGUUACAACCUGAAAUUCAGAAUAACAAUGCUGACUGCAGAAUGGACGACUUUUGCAAUCGGAAUAACUUCUCUAGUUUUAUUCUAUCGCUGUUUUCAUCCUUCAUCUUAUCUGACUACGGAAAGAUCAGCGAGGCAGAUCCAGAGCGUGACUGAAAACGGCUCCAUGCAUCAGAGUUCUUCGACUUGUAAUGUCAACGACGUGUGAGGGAACAGAAUAUGGUUUUUUUUCGGGAGUGGUACAGACCAGGAGCCUAAGUAAUGACUCAUUUUUACCGCCCACUGAGAACUACGAAUACAAAACCAACAAAAAACUGGCAAUAAAAAUUGUUUGUAUUACAGCUGCUUGUCACUUCAUCAAUAUUGAUAACCUUAAAAAGGCUCUGGAAAAAUAUUGUGACAUUUUUCGUGGCGGUCAUUUUAUGUUUGUCACCCUAGUGGUAUUGGUCCACAAACAUCCCCCACCCCACCCCCCUUCUACUCCUCGCCAGUACAAAAAAGGUGCCUCAAUGUCACAUUUAAAAAUAAAUAGAUUCAGGAGCCCAUUACUCCUGUUUGGACUCCUGAUAGAUUAGAUUGGUGACUAGAUGUUGCCGGUCUCCUUUAACAAAUUUUUUUCUGUCAGGUUGUUUUAGGACCUUUUCGAAAAUUGAAGUAAAUACAUCAGUGAAAAGUCUUCUUAUCUUAAUAAAGGGGGUAAGUUUCUAAACAAACUAUAAGUACUUUAGUGUUAUCAACUCAGUUGAUAACUCUAAAUUGCCUUCUUGUUUUAGUCAAUUUUCAUUUUCUUUUGUUUUUCAUAAAAUCCUCAGUCAGUCGAGGGUUGAAAUCUUAGCUAUCAAAUCCUCAUGGACGCAGGUUUGCACACGCAGAACAAGACCAAGUAUGAUUGAUCUCCCUUCUUUUUUAAAUUCGAAAGUAAAUAGCUGUCACUGACGGAUUAGUCUUUGGUUCGCUGGACUUCAUAAGUCACGUUCCUUUCACAUCACGCAAUAAAAAUCGAUCGGUCACGAGUCAAAGAGCCGUGACAAGGAACGUGCUGAUUCUAAAGUGCUAUCUUUUUCUCGUCAUUCCUAUCUCUUCGUUUAUUAAAUUUCAAGGCUGAGAUCGAAAAUAAACGAGAUGAACUGUCACCUAUCGGCAAAGUAAAAUUUAUGCAAAUCAAACUGUGUUUAUUUUCUUUCCAGAGUCUUGUAAUUAAAUUAUUUUCAUGGAAACCGAAAAUACCAUCUGGCAAAGCUCUGACUUCCUCUUUUUAGUCCAAAGAGGAAUGGGAGAGGCUUUCGGGUGUUGACUUUGGGUAAAUUCCCAGAAGUUAUAAAUUUAACCACACUUCCGGUCAUCAGGAAUGAGCUUUCUAUUUCAAAGCGAUCAUAUUUCACGUGCGGUGGCCUAUAAGCAGUCUGGUAAUUGCCAGAGCAGCUUGACGCUGCUAGUGUGGAAAGAAGAGCCAUUCAUAAAAGGUUGGUAAAUGGAUGAAAUCGUGUGCUUUACUCAGAGGAUAACUGGAAUGUACAAGCUUAACAAAUUUUAUUGUUAAACGCUGUAGUAUGAGCGGUGUGUUUGGACUUCGUCAUGUAGACUUUGAACUAUCUCAAAUUGACUCAGGAAAUCGAAAUUUCAGCGAUCAAAUUUGCCAAAACUGUACUUAAACUUUCUUCUCGAAUCAUUCUUAAGAUAAUCCAAGGAGGAAUUUGUUUCACCGAGGUCUGAAAGCUGUAUUGAAAUAGGAAUUUUUCGGUGAGUUUUUGAAUGACAAUAUUAUCGAACCUUUCUUAGUUUCAGUUUCACGUGCAAUUGAACAGUGAUGUAUGGGGGGGAAUGGCUACAGAAUACCCUGCCACUCAUUUACAUGUCAUUAACACGUAGGCUAAUUGCUGCGUCGCUCCUUGUUGAGAGGACUGGGCGCACCGAAAGUAGAGACUGCGUUGGUCCCAAUUCCUCCCUUUAUAAGGAACAAAAUGUCAGUCGUUGUGUUUUAACAGAGGACGGAAAUAUUAUGCUUUUUUAACAGUAAAUAUAUAAUUUGGUUAUGAUUUGUGUUUCUUAUUUGAAAAGCAAACGUUAAGAAAAAAUAGCGCAAUUUUCAAAACUGUUAGUGCUGGUAACAUGAUAUCGGUUACUUGUACUCGCCUAGUCUAUGAGGCCGAGGGCCUUCUCGAGUAUUCCUUAACUCGUAAUUUUUUCUGCAGAGAAUAAAAUGGUUGAAUCUGUCGAUGCUAGGUCAAAAACAUGUUGCUGCGAACUUUUUAAACGAGUUGCAGACCAUCGACCCGAUUUUACGGAGGUGGAUCCUGAAGCGAAACUUUGGCAACAGAGGGGACAGUGCAGCCGAUUUGGCCUAGUGACCCCUUUAUUUACAGCUUUGAUGUUCCUUGUCGAUGUUGUUAUGGACUGCGAAAUGGCUGCAACGCACUACAGAGAGGGGAACCACAAAUGGGCAGCAUAUACGCUGGCCGUAGUCAUAUUUUCACUGGUUUUUAUUGAGGUCUUGUCAGCCAUAUUUUACCGUGACGAUCAAACAAAUGAAGGAAAAAGUUCGUGGCUGAAAUAUUUCCAAUUACAAGUGAAGCCUUGGUUUUAUGCUGUCCAUUUGAUCUUUUGCGGUCGUUUUCUACGGUAAGGUUAGGUAAAGAGUUUAACUCAAAUGAGAUUUUAAAUUUCUUGGUUAAAAUUUUUCCGAGCCACAUGUCUAUGGGUGAUUCCGAGCACAGUAAAGAUCCCGCGGUAAGGGUGAGGUUCUUAGAGAUGAGCCUUUCUUCAAAAGUUAGUUGUUGGUGUGGCUUCAUUCACUCGUUACCUAAAUGAUAUGCUGAGCAGUGGAUGAUUUUGUCAUUAUUUUUUUUGGUCGCUCGUUGUAUGAAUGACAAUCUCAGAGCUUGUAAGCUGUGCGCUUAACUAAUACCCAAUUUACACCAAAGCUAUGGUACUUUUUAAAGCUGUUUCCUCAUAGGAUUUGCUCAAACUGCUGUUUGUCGACUUCAAAAGAAACACUCUUAAAUUGAUUGUUGUUAGAAGUUUCCUCGCUUUCGGACGCUCUUGGAGUUAAUUUAAGUAUGUUUUUCUAAAAGAUUGUUUCAGAUACUCAAGACUGUGCGUUUCAUAAGAAGAAUUUCUACGCCGCAUAAAGAAAAUAGUGAGUUGUAUCGGUUGUAUAUAUCCCAACAAGUAGACACAAGUACAUUGAGCGUUGUGGAAGCGUUUACCGAAGAAGCACCCCAGGUAGGUGAAGCCGUUAGGGGACUGGGGAAAAUUUUUCUUUUCUUCGUCCAAGGGUUAGGGGUUAGGACUCAGGAACUGCGUAGGGUUUUCUAUCCGUUAAAUUUGAAAUAGCAGUUGUUUUACUCCUCGCGAAAGUUUUGAAUCGAUUUCCCUUGAAAUGGGAAACAGGCGUUAAAGAAAUCUCGAACUCAGAUCCUACCAUGUAAUUGUAACUGAAAUGUAGGGACCUUACAACCGCUUGGCCGUGAAAGGCCAGGGUACGAGACUAGCGUCAAAUUCACCACGAAUAGUCAUAGUAACCGAAUUAAAAUUCCAGACUAAAAGGAGAGUAAUCACGACAAAGGAACCAAAAGCAAAUUUUCCUGAAAGCCUCUGAGAACCCAAAGUAAAAACAAGCAGCCAACCUGAUAGGCGGAAAAACAUGUAAUGCAAGUUUUGAGUCCCGCAUCUGAUUGGUUCAGAGAUUGUUGCGAGUUUUCUGAACUAAUUACCAAGCGAAGUAAAACCAAGCUAAAUAAAGCAAAACCAAUCAUUCAUUGGGCCUAUUUCAAAAUUCAAUCGAAAAUUGUUCCAGUAGGCGUUUCCCUUAAUCAAAGAAAGCUAUCAUAACAUGUGCGGUUGAUGAAAAAGACCGGCUUACUUUUUGGAGGAACAAAGUGAAAAAAUAAAACUAAUAAGUUUAGACUUAUUAAAACAGUGGAUAAAGAUAGAAUAAGACAGAUGGUAAUUUUUUUUUUCGUUCCAUACUCGCGAAAAGACGAAAAACAUCUUUCAUUAGUAGAUAGAAAUGUGGGCGCACUUUGAUUGGCUACUCAAACCGCGAAUAUCCUUUACUAUUCACCUCCGAGCAACGUGCGCAAGGUAUGCUGGGAUAAAUGAAUUAAAAUCAUCUCUUUUUGCGGUAUGAUGUCACUGUUUUAGUAUAUAUAUAUACUGAGAGAAUUAUUCACCUCAAUGUGAGUGGCUAGCGGUAGAUAUUUACUUAGCCGCACCCGGCUCGGUAAAUAUCCACCACCAGCUACGUCGGCGGACAGUUGUUAAAUAUCAUUUUUAUCUUUAGGUUGCCCUACAGAUGUACAUCCUGGUUCAGAAAUCAAAUUUGGACUGGACAUCUUUUGCGGAUUGGUUUAUUUUAGUGAACAUCAUCAAGUCUUUAAGUUUCUUCUCCUUUAAUCUGCUCAAUUAUGGCAGAAUGUUACGCUUAGGAAGAGAAGACAGCCAAUUAUUGGAACUCUUCAGCUUUGCCUCUCUUUUUCACUUCGCUUGGCGUUUGUUUAUGGUUGCUUCUCGUACCCUGGCUUUGGUGCUUUUCGCUUCUCUUUACCAAGCCUGGGUUUUCGCCGUCGUUUGUGUCCAUUUGUUGUUCUCCUACUUGCUUUUACGUGGACAGCCAAAUAAUUACUUCGAAGAAGGAUCGGUAUACGACAAAAUUCUCAGAUUUGCGUUUAGUUUCGUAAGCGUGUUUUGUUUCUUUCCAUUGGCGGGCAAAGACACUCGAAAGUGGGGAGGCCCUUAUUAUAUGGUGACGUUCAUCGAAAACUCCAUCUUAGUGUUGAUGUGGUAUUUCUAUAGCGACCAGAAGCAUUCUUAUAAGGUGAUGAUGUUGAUAGCAGAGUGGGGCUUAUUUUUGUUUGGUCUGCUCUCCUUAUUAGUUUAUUACGGUGUUUUUCAUCCCUCCUUAAAAGACCAAAACGAUGCUGGUUCCUGUCGCAUUAUUUCCUCUUUUCCAAUCGAAUUACGACCCCCCGAGAAACUUGUACCGGGUCAAGAGAAAGAAAAUGGACAAAAUGUCACUCAACAGUAUGAAAGUAACGUUUGAAUUCUCUUUGACACUGAAGUGGGCGGAAUAUUUAAAAAAGGAACUUCUGCGGAGUUGUUUCAAAGACUAAUUUUUACAUGUGUGAUAUACACGGGUAAAGUCCGACCUGUAAUUAUAAGAAUUUAGUAAAACAAUUUCCAUGCUGGAAUUUACACGUGUAUCUCGACUUAGUACACAAGCGUAAAUUUCAAUUGUAGAAUUACCUUUGUAAAAUUAUACAAGAGGGUCUCAAUGGGCGAUGGAUCUUAAAACUAAUGGUUCAUUUCUUCCCGUUAGUUUUAAAAAAAGCCUUUUUUUCCGGGUAAUCUUCCUUAUGACUAAUGGCUAAAAUUUGUCAAUUUUCACUCCAAACGGCUAUUUCUUUCUGCCGUUUUUACAGCUUGCGGUUAUAGCCCAUUGAGACCGUCUUACAACUGUAGACUCCGCUUGAAAGUAAAAGCAUCUUUCACAUAUGCAGUUAAAAAUCGCUAUUUUCCUCGUAAAACAUGCGGCAUUGUUUCGUUUGAUUACAGUUUUAUUCUUGUCAGUCGUUGAGUAUGUUAUCCAAACGUAAAACUUGCAAGCAAUGUAGACCAUAUCAAAUGCAACAGUAUACUUCCAAAGAGUUCCUGAACUAUGUUAUCGUCAUCGUAUAGUAAAAUAGGUUGUUAAUAUGUGAAUGAAGAAGAAAAUAAAAAAAUGAAUAGGC